AUGAUAGCCCUGGCUAGCUGGCUGGAAGGAGUUCAUUUCAGGGGCGGCUGGUCAAAGUGUUCGCGGGGCGGAAUGAUGGCCAUAAAAUCAACUUCACAGCUAUUUAGGACGCUUCAUUUAACUCUGAUACCAGCUGGUCCAGGUAGUACUGCUUUGGUUCCUGGCUGUGUCUCUCCUCAUGGUUUGUCAUUGAUCUCGAUGAAUACUAUAACAUUAAUUGAAGGCGAUCAUAAAUAGUAUUAAUUACAUAGAUGAAUGUUAUUUCCCUCCAUAAGGAUAUGAAUAGGAGCUGCACGAAAUGUCUUACCUUGAAAAUAACGUAAAACUGUUCCGUUAGGACGAGGUUUAAAAAGAAUUUCACAAUAAAGGGAAAAAACGAACUCAAUGACAUGAGUACUGUUACCAAUACUUUUCUACUUGGAAUGUAACCAUAACAGUAAUACUGAUAAAAUCAAUUAAUCGAAUGGGUGAGUGUAGAAAUCAUUACUUCUGUCAAAAAAAUGUGAAAAAUCGUUUUUCAAUAAAAAGAAGCUUAGAAAGGCAAGAUGCGU
Messenger RNA from Nezara viridula (southern green stink bug), 551 nucleotides. Lineage: Eukaryota; Metazoa; Arthropoda; Insecta; Hemiptera; Pentatomidae. The record is from the annotation of a GenBank genome assembly.